CUGAUUAGCCUACAUGAUAGUCUUGCGCAGAUUCAUCCGUACGCGAAGAUGGCUUGGAGCCUGCUAUCUGCCAUACCUCAUGUGUGUGACGAAUCUAUCCAAGGACUAGUCGAGACGCUUUGUAACACUUUCGCCUUCAUAGAGGAAGUGCAACCACUGAGUCGCGUGCGCUCGGCCGAGCUGCAUAUAUCUUAUCUGGUAAAACAGACAUUGGACUGCGCCUACUUCCUACGAGCUUUCACCAAGAUUCCAGGCUUCUGGACCCGAGCUGUGAAGAACCGAUUCACCGACAUUGAUAGCAAGAUUGCUGCAUACCAAAUGGCUUUUUCGGAGCUCAGGAGUCGAAUGGCGACAUCUUCCACGAUUCGUACGGAAAUUACGGUCAAUCGGGUACUAGGGGUUGUGGAUAUCGCGGAACAUAUCGCUACGGACAUGUCCUUGAGCACGCUGCCGUACGCCAAGGAUGCAGGUUACAAUAGCACCAAGCGGUGUCACCCCGAUACUCGAACGGUACUUCUGGACGACAUAUGUUCAUGGAUCAACGACGACGAGUCCUCCCAAUCAAUCUAUCUCCUUCUCGGCCAGGCUGGAAGCGGAAAGUCGGCCGUUGCCCAUUCCAUCGCAGCGCGCUUCAAGGACAUGGGGCGCCUAGGCUCCGUGUUCUGCUUCAAUCGCUCGUUUCCGGAACGUACAUGCGCACUGAUGUUUCCUACUAUCGCCCGUAAUCUUGCCGCCAUCGACCCUCAGAUCAGGAAUGCGUUGUCAAGGGUCAUCUCGUUACGUCCCUCUGACGUUACGUCAACGGACAUUGAGACGCAGUUUGAGAGCCUCGUUUUGCUCCCCACGCAGCAAAUUACUCUCUCCGGCCCCAUCGUCAUCGUGAUUGACGCCCUCGACGAGAGCGGGACCAGCGGCUCCGAAGAUCGGCGGUCGCUACUCUCCGUCCUUGCAAAUAGAACCGUGUCUCUCCCUCGUAACCUCCGUAUCAUAGUGACCGCCCGACCAGAGGACGACAUUCAUACGCGCCUCGUCAAUCGGCCGCACAUUCGUUGCAAGAGUAUGGGCAGGGAACUGUAUGAAUCGACUCGCAUCGACAUAUAUAGGUACAUCAGAAGUACACUGCAAGAUCUCCGAGACGACUUCGACGACUACGAAUCUCUCUGUUGGCGGCUCGCCGAGCUGUCCGAGGGGCUGUUCCAAUUCGCCUUUACCGUUUGUACGGCCCUGACAGAUGACUCCUCAGCUGGCACGACGGGAGAGGAACGGAUGGACUCGUUAUUUCCACACGCAAAGACGCCCACGGGAACUAGCACGUAUCUCCUGGACGACUUGUACACUCGGGUUUUGGCGUCCAUCUUCAACGCCUAUAACGAGAAGGUGAUGCGGCGUUAUAGAUCCGUUAUGCAGAGCGUCUUAGCGGCUCGGGAGCCCCUUUCUAUCCAGGAUCUCACUACCAUCCUUGCCAACGUGUUGUCUAAACGAGACCUUGAACUUAUUCUACGCCGAAUGGGGUCCCUCCUCACCGGUAUUCACGAUACUACACAUACCAUACGGCCAAUCCACACCUCAUUCCGGGACUUCCUCCUCGACCGACACCGCGGUGGAUGUUUCUAUGUCGAUAUAACAGCCGCCGAAACUUCGCUUGCCGCUGGGACCAUGACACUCAUGCGAUCCUCGCUGCACUUCAAUAUGUGUAAUCUGCAAUCGUCGUAUACGCUCAACCAUGAACAAGGAAACUCCUCGAUCGAUUCCCCACUCGCCUACGCAUGCAGGUACUGGGCUCAGCACCUUGCGCGGUCCUCACUCAACUUGGAUAUAAUCUCGCUCGCGACAGACGUGCUACGAGAGAAGAGUUUAUUCUGGCUUGAAGCGCUGAGCCUGCUUAAUUCUGUCGAUUCAGUAUUCUCGGCGUCGGCGUUGUUACGGAUAUCAGAUGCGGUAAGCUCGUCUCGGAUGGCUUCAGCAGACAUACUGCGAUUCACUCGGGAGUUUGGCGUAGUGAUCAGGCAAUCCGCCCCUCAUAUAUACCUUUCCGCGCUUGCCUUCGCACCCUUGAAGUCACGCUUUCCGCGAUUUCAAUUCCCCGGCAUUGCCUCCGUCGUCGGCGGUGCCGACCAUGACUGGCCGCAUACCAACACGGGACACCUCAUCCGACGAUUGCUGGGCCAUACGCAUGCAGUCCUUUCUGUGGCCUUCUCCCGCGAUGGCUCCCGAAUUGUGUCAGGAUCGCAAGAUCACACUGUUCGGUUGUGGAAUCUGUCCUCUGGCGAACAGAUUGGCGACCCUUACAGAGGCCACACUGACGAUGUUCGGUGUGUGGCAUUUUCUCCCGACAACAGGCGCGUUGUGUCGGGGUCUUGGGACUGGACCAUUAGGCUAUGGGACAGCCACACUGGUCUGGCGAUCGGUGGACCCCUUGAAAGACAUACUGACCGUAUCAUGUCCAUAGCAUUCGCUUCAGACGGAUCCUGCUUUGCGUCCUUGUCAGCGGAUGAGACAGUACGCAUAUGGAACGAGCAGGAUGGAAUGAUAUAUGAUCACUCACUUGCCGAUUGGCCCAUCGGCAAAGUAUGCGCGAUCGCAUUUCUUUCGGAUGGAGAGCGCCUUGUACUCGGAUCUCGUGACGGAACUGUUCAAGUCUGGAAUGUUCGCGCGCGCAAGCCUAUAGGCGAAACCAUGCAGCUGCCAGAAUACCCCGCGGGCGUUCGUUCUAUGGUCUUCUCACCGGAUGGAACACGGUCGAUAUCAGGAUCACACAACUCCGUUGUGCACGUCUGGGAUACUCACCCCGGCUAUACAGUUCGGAGGACGUUGGAGGGGCAUUCCGUCGGAAUUCAAUCUGUGAUCUUCUCCCCUUGCGGCUCGUACAUCGUCUCCGGGUCCUCUGACAGCACUGUUCGAAUAUGGAAUGCACGCACUGGCGAGUCCGUAGGCGAACCAUUGGUCGGGCAUCGCGACCAAGUCAACGCGGUUGCUAUCUCAUCAGACGGCGCGUGCAUCGUUUCGGCAUCCGAUGACAGUACAGUGCGAUUAUGGAGACUCAACUCCUACCGCGUCGUUGACAAACAGGUCUACUCUCACAAUGCUCCCGUGUGGUGCGUUGCCUUCUCGCCCGACGGAACCCGCGUUGCAUCGGGAUCUUUGGACAAAACAAUACGCGUUUUCGAUGUUGACACCGGGCAUCUAUCCGCUGGCCCUUUUACAGGCCACAGCAGCACCAUCCGAGGCAUUUCAUUUUCCCGGGAUGGCGCACGCAUCAUCGCUUGCUUAGAGGACUCCACCAUUCGUCUAUGGAACGCCCGUUCCGGGGCCAGGAUCUCGCUGUUCAGAGGGCAUAGCGGCUCCGUUCAUGCGAUUGCAGUCUCGCAUGACGGCAUGUAUGUUGUAUCCGGCUCGGAUGAUUGCAGCGUCCGUCUCUGGGAAGCUGAUUCAGGCAAACCCAUUGGAGGCCCAUGGAGGGGUCAUGAUCAUAUGGUGACUUCUGUUGCAUUCUCACCCGACGGGACGCUCGUUGCAUCCGGAUCUACGGACUGGACGGUGCGCCUAUGGGACGUUGCCACCGGCCGCCCGGUCGGAGAACCACUCCGAGGACAUUCAGGCUUCGUGUACUCUGUGGCAUUCUCCACGGACGGGACACAUAUGAUCUCUGGCUCUGAUGACGGGAACAUCCAUAUGUGGGAUGUACGGAGCAUCCAGAUUCUGACUAGGCACAUGUUAGCACGACAUGAUUGCGCCCCCGCGAUUUCUCUAUCUCCUCGGAUUCAGCAUUCCCUCCGCGCAGCAGACCAGAUUGUCCCAUCAUUGCUUCUCAGUACCACCAGCAAAUACAGCUCAAACUCGAUCAGACUGGAGGAUGGCUGGAUACUAGGUCCUCAAGGCGAGCGUCUGUUAUGGGUUCCCGUACACCACCGCGAUAAAUUAUGGCCACUUUUCCAUGAGUUGGUAAUACCUACGAGCGUUGCAAAACGGUAUAGCACACAUGUUGAUCUCAGCAGGAUUGCUCACGGCACUCAUUGGCAGCGAUGU
Messenger RNA from Punctularia strigosozonata HHB-11173 SS5, 4026 nucleotides. RefSeq lists its product as uncharacterized. The record is from RefSeq and is a predicted model, not a curated record. NCBI's taxonomy places the organism in Eukaryota, Fungi, Basidiomycota, Agaricomycetes, Corticiales, Punctulariaceae. The transcript has 7 exons. The annotation marks the transcript as partial. Gene Ontology annotation, molecular function: protein binding.